UACAAGCAAUGUACUUUCGGAUUAUAUUUUCAAUGUUUUUCAUACGCAGAUUCAACGUGUGACCUAGCAUUCACAGGAAUUUCCUAUCUCGUUUAAGGAAUGAAUAAUAUUAUACCAAAAUAAGGAUAACGAAAACGCGUAGAUCUAUCUAGUAAACCAACUGAAUAUUCGAGUUGAUCGACAUGUAAACGUGAUUCAUUUGUAUGUUUCGAUUAAACUAGACGUAGUUACACUGGGAUAAUGAAGUCGAAUAAUUCGAAACCAAGUAGUAAAGAUUAUGGAAAAUAAUUCGAAGUCGGAUGUGUCAAACCUUUGCAAUCUUCAAGAACAUUUGUACAAUCAGGCGCUAGGAAAUUCGGAGUUAUGUGACGUCACAAUAUCCUUCGGAAGCAAGGAAAUGCGGGCUCACUGGUGUGUCCUGGUUCAGUGUCCAUACUUUCGUGCUAUGUAUAACGUGGGAAUGAAGGAGAAACGCGAAGGGAAAAUCCAAAUAUCUGAAGGGACGGAACAGGCUAUAAGAUCUGCAAUUGGCUUCAUAUACACCGGCAAGGUUUCACUGGAGUAUUCUAUGGUUGAGGACCUUCUUCAUGUAGCGGACUACUUUCAGAUUAAUUCCCUCACAGAUCUGUGCAAUAAUUUCCUACUCAAAUUAGAAUGGUGUCCGGAUAAUUGUAUUGAGAUCUACUUCCUCGCUAAACACUACAACUUAGAAUUGUUCAACAAGCUCAUGCACUUUAUUGCAAACAACUUAAUCGUCGUCAUUGAGGAACCGAAAAACGUGAAACAUAUUUCGACUGAUAUGAUAAACGAAUUAUCUCUAGUUGCUGUAGCAGAGAGCAUAGAACAAGAGGUGAUUUUCCAGUUCUACAGGAAAUGGCUUAAUUACGACGUUGUGGGUCGAAAAAUGGCGUUUGAGGAACUUUUCUGUUCGUUAAACCUUGAAGACACGACGCACACCUUUUUUGAGUCUUUAGCGUGCGAUUUCAUACAGAAUUUCCGGAAAUGUAGAGAAUUCUACCAAAAAACACGACAAGCGCUCUUGCGAUAUCAGUUGAAGCCUGAGCAUAACGUAAAAGACACGUUGCUCGUUAUUGCCGACCAUAUUGACCAUAGUUCGGACAGAAGGUCUCUGAUCCUGUGUGCGUACGUCAAAGACAUCAAUCGAUGGGCGUUUAUUGCCUCAGUGCCAUCGUCAAUCGAUCAUUCCUACGACGAUGAAAUAUUAAUUGGCGUUGACGAAAAUAACUACAGCGUUUAUACGUGCAAAAAUAACAUUUGGAAUUAUGGUGAGGAUUUUAGUUCGACUAAUCCUAAAUUACAUAUUAAUAAAUACGAUUUAAAAACUCAUGUUUGGACGGUAGAAAAAUACAAUUUGCCGAUACAAAAAUCAAUGGAAAUCGAUAUUAAGUGCAUAUCAUUUGUUGCCAAAAGAUUAUGUGUUUUAUUGACUCCAUUGAAUUCGUGGGGAGAACCUAAAUAUGUGACACUGUUGACAUACAAUGGACAAGAUAUUUGUGAUGAAACUGUUAUACUAAAGCUGAGUAGACAUUUCACAAACGUCGUUUCAGUGAAAACUUGCAUUGUCAAAAAUCGUUACUUGGUAAUCAUGGUAACUAUACUAAACAAUCAUGGCACGGAAAAACAGGUCAAGGUCGUGAUCAAGGACGUUCAUACCAAAAAACUAAAGCGACAUAAAAUGAUUCCGCAAGCAAUGCCGGACAACAUGAGCAUUUUUGACACGGAGGAGUUGGUUUGUGACACGUUUGAUGGAGUUUUGAUGACCAAGGUUGACAGUGACAAUUACAAGUUUCUCAACGUAGAAAAUGGGCAAGUGUCUUCGAGAAAUGGAAAAAUUAUUCCCAGACAUUUUCUAUCGGAUGAGGACGCUGAUAACGCUAACGUCGACGACGAGGAAUUUGAAUCUUACCUUCGAACUGGUAAUGGGCUUAACUCCCUGUCCGUGUUCGACGACCGAACCGACACGUUUUCUAUGUUUGAUUUUGUUUCGGGCGAUGUCCAUAAAGUCCCCAUUUUACAGUACAGGGUUGUGUCGCAGUGCAUUAUCCACGUGCCGCUGUCGUCGGAUCUCCUGAGGUGUUCCGUUGAUUGCAAACAGUGCUUGUACGAACUGAUGUGACAGUAAUUGUUUCUGCCGCUUGUUGCGUUAAACAUGAUGCACUUUCCAGGCUUGCAAUCCGUAUUUCAUUUCACAUAAAACAAGCAUGUUGACCUGUUGUUUUUGCGUUCUAAUGUCUUAAAAUGUUUAUUACCGUAAAACUUAAAACCUCGUACAAAUAGUUCAUUGAGUUUUUAAAACAUUUAGGCUUUUUUUUUUAAACAACUGAUCAUCAAAAAAUGCUUUCAAAUUUAAGGACGUCAUACCCAAUACUGAUUUUUAUUCUUUCUGAAAAUGUAAAAUUAAGUUUGUAAUAAUUUUUGCGAAAAAUUCAUUUUCUUUCGAAUGUCAGAGUCCAACAAAAUGAGCAGGGAACAACUGCAGUAAAUGAACUUAGAUCCAUUGCCACGGACUAACAGAUCUAUACAGAUCACAGAUCUAAUAUCGCCGAAAAUUACCAGACAUUCAGAACAAUAUUUUCAUAUCAGUCGAUCAAAAAAAAACAUAUAAAUAUUCACACAUUGAUGAUGAUGAUGACGACGAUAAUGACGUACAAAAUUAAGAUGAUGAUGAUGUUAUUGUUUGUUUUGUUUAAAUGAAAAUUUGAAGAAAAAAAUGUGUUUAAAGGUU
Dreissena polymorpha is the source of this 2746-nucleotide messenger RNA. RefSeq names its product kelch-like protein 21. NCBI's taxonomy places the organism in Eukaryota, Metazoa, Mollusca, Bivalvia, Myida, Dreissenidae. Gene Ontology annotation, molecular function: protein binding. The coding region runs from base 278 to 2137 and encodes 619 amino acids. The transcript is spliced from 4 exons. The record is from RefSeq and is a predicted model, not a curated record.